AUGCUGAAGACAGAAAAGAUGGCUUCUCCCCAUAAAGACUUCCCUUCUUCCCCACGUGCCCGCAUGUCGGCGCCCGGGCUUUUCAAAGAUGGUCUCUGGUGCUGUAACUGCCCAGAUCGGCCUCCAGCUAAACAGUUCCAAGUCAAGAAACAGAGCGCAAAUCAAGGGAGAUUCUUCUGGACCUGCGAUCAACCCCAACAUCUCAAGUGCAAGUUCUUCCUUUGGGCGAGUGACGCCGAGAUCCGCGAACAAGCAACCGUUCUUUCCAACUCCCGAUCCGAGACCGAUACUCUGUCUUUGACACCUUCUAAACCGAAGACACCAAGUCGCUUCAGCAAUGGUCUCAUGACCCCUCAGACCGAGCGCCGCUUUGUGGACAACCCUCAACGUAGCUUCAUCUCCCCACCGAAAACGGCCAAAGCACGAAUGAUAUCUGAGGCUUCAGACGAAUUUGGAUGGAAUGACGAAUCCGAUGAAAAUGAAGAGCUUGAAAAUGUGCUAUUGUCUACUCAGGAUACGGAGGCUUUUAUGACACAACCAAGCUUCCAUCGUGAAUCUCCGUCGAAGGUGGCCCGCACAAAUUUAUUCACCUCCCCUGGUAAGCGAAAAAUCUCCGAAGCUACAAAUAUGAGUCCUCCUCAGACCCAGUCUGCCCUUGCAACGCCCUUCUCAUCUCGAUCCUCUCGCACUGAACAGUUCUGCCCAUCAUCAGUGGAGCUGUGCAUGACACCUACACCAAGCAAAUACAGCGAUGUCCUCUAUGCAGACUCAAAGUACGACAUGACAGAUCUGUCGAAGAGUCUACUCGAUGUUUUAGAUAAGCACAGUGUUGUGCUACCAAGUCACGCGCAGAAAGAGAUGGUCUCGUUGCUCAAUCAACAUGAUCUUAGGACCAAGGGUAUCAGCAAAGGGCGAGACAUGUCGCGCAUGCUACUAAAGAAACGUGAUGAAGAAAUAUUGAGGCUUAAGGAGCGUAUCUCACAUUUGGAAGCCCAGAAAGAGUUGGAUCGGAGUCUGAUUGAGGCGACGAAGCGACCCUGA
Molecule: messenger RNA, 1041 nt
Organism: Penicillium nucicola
Lineage: Eukaryota; Fungi; Ascomycota; Eurotiomycetes; Eurotiales; Aspergillaceae
Exons: 2
Coding region: 1-1041 (346 amino acids)
Molecular function (GO): zinc ion binding
Source: RefSeq, a predicted model, not a curated record